AUGGGGCUUGAUAAGAAGAAAACCCACUGCGAUUGUCAUAAGUUUCUCCCCUCGAAUCCUCUGCUGGAAGCACCGGCGUAUUCCACUGAGUACAAGCACCUUCCUCCGGCGACUUCCUUUGAAUUUCAAGAAGACGACCAGCCUCCAAUAUCGCAUUCAGCCAUAAUCGAGGACGACAACUACCCCCAGGCACCGGGACUUGCGAGAUACGAAGACACAUCCACUUCAACUUCAGACCUCCCUCCUCCUUGUACUCGAGGCACGAUGGAGUCGGUGGCCCACAGAAUUUUGAUAAAAAAGCAAAUAGAUGAUGAACGCAGUAAGAGGACCAGGUCAUACGUGACUACUCUCUUACUGUCUCUCGCACUGGGAAUAUGCUUUAUCGGGUUGAUGGUGGUUUUGACUCUUUACGCAACAAAGGCUGGCGCUGCCUCCUCCGCCGCUAAUGGAAGCCCUGCCACUGUCACACUGACCCAGCAAGGCUUGGGCAUGACGACUGUGACAGAAGAAUCAAACCCCACGACGGUCCUGAGUAACGUGUUCUCGACAAAGACAAAGACAUUUUCGAGAGACAGCGCAGGUUACACCACUACUUUACUGAGUUUUGUGACUACAACCGUGCCUAGUCUCACGAUCACGGUCACGGUCACAGCAUCCGGCAGCAUAUCUUCGAAUUCCGCACCAUGCACAACUUCCAGCUUGAUUCGCGGCGCUGACCUGAUUGAGAGUUGUGAUUAUGAUUUAGUCGAUUCCAUCAUUUCCAUCCUGAUGGACGAGGACAUGACCAAGAAUCUUGCCAGCGAUAACAAAGGGUACCGGAAGGUGGCGCAAUUUUCAAUUUUCGAGUGCAAGGAUGACGGCUCGCUUGCCUACAACCAGUAUUGCCACAGGGGCAUUACCUGGCUUGGAUCACGUUACGAGUGUCUGUAG
Messenger RNA from Diaporthe amygdali, 930 nucleotides. RefSeq lists its product as uncharacterized. The record is from RefSeq and is a predicted model, not a curated record. The coding region runs from base 1 to 930 and encodes 309 amino acids. The transcript is spliced from 3 exons. Lineage: Eukaryota; Fungi; Ascomycota; Sordariomycetes; Diaporthales; Diaporthaceae.